Messenger RNA from Gongylonema pulchrum, 324 nucleotides. The record is from the annotation of a GenBank genome assembly. Lineage: Eukaryota; Metazoa; Nematoda; Chromadorea; Rhabditida; Gongylonematidae.
AUGCCGAUCUUUGCACUGCAACUGAAAGCAAGAAUGGUGAAUGUAACGGAACUAGCACCAGCGGGCAAUUGGAAAACGUUCAAGUGGCAUUUGAAGGAAAAGCAGCAGGUUGGCAACAGGGGAACCUCUUUAGAAAUCAUGCAAGAUUCGUUUCGACCAUACGUGAUCAGUUCAGAAGGAGACGAUGAUGAUUUUAAAGAUAUCAUUCAUUUCAACUGUCGUGGCAUGGAACCAACUGAUUUCGAUCCAAGAUCUGGUUGGGCAGCGAACGCAACGGAUUCAGACAUUCGUUUCGAUUCUAUUGAUCUCAGUGAAAAGGUUUGA